This is a messenger RNA of Mangifera indica (mango), 2065 nucleotides long. Its product is annotated as polyol transporter 5-like. NCBI's taxonomy places the organism in Eukaryota, Viridiplantae, Streptophyta, Magnoliopsida, Sapindales, Anacardiaceae. Gene Ontology annotation, biological process: transmembrane transport. Gene Ontology annotation, cellular component: membrane. The coding region runs from base 240 to 1826 and encodes 528 amino acids. The transcript has 3 exons. Gene Ontology annotation, molecular function: carbohydrate:proton symporter activity. The record is from RefSeq and is a predicted model, not a curated record.
AAAAACACUCUGGUUGGUCCAACAAAUGAUGUAAGCGAAGUCUUUGGUCUCAUCUUCUUCUACAUAACUUGAAAACUCUGGUUAACACUGUUGACCAGUGGCUUUCGUGGCAGCUUGAACAUCACUCUUCGAAGGGCACAUAGCUAACACCACACACUCUUAAUCUGCUAACACCACACACUCUUAAUCUCCGUCUCUCUUUAUCUUUCUCUCUCUAGCUAACUUGCUUAUUUGCAAUCAUGGCUAGCUUAGAAGCCGACACUACUGUUACUACUCAUGCUGACCAACGUCCCAAAACCCUUGUAGAUUUCGAUCCUCCCCAGAAACCCAAGCGCAACAAGUUCGCUUUCGCUUGCGCCAUUCUAGCUUCCAUGAUUUCCAUCUUGCUCGGCUAUGAUAUUGGAGUAAUGAGUGGGGCGGUAAUUUAUAUAAAAAAGGACCUGAAAAUCAGCGAUGUGGAAGUGGAGAUUCUCGUGGGGAUCCUUAACCUUUACUGUCUGUUAGGUUCAGCGGUGGCCGGAAGAACCUCCGACUGGAUCGGGCGGCGCUACACCAUCGUACUAGCGGGAGCAAUAUUCUUUUUAGGAGCUCUGCUGAUGGGCUUCGCCACCAACUAUGCAUUUCUAAUGGUAGGUCGUUUUGUUGCUGGAAUUGGCGUCGGCUAUGCCCUCAUGAUCGCUCCUGUUUACACUGCCGAAGUCUCACCAGCUUCCUCUCGUGGCUUCCUCACUUCUUUCCCUGAGGUGUUCAUUAAUGGAGGGAUAUUACUCGGAUACGUUUCAAACUACGCGUUCUCGAAGCUGCCACUUUACUUAGGAUGGCGAAUGAUGCUUGGCAUCGGAGCCAUCCCCUCCGUGCUGUUGGCCGUCGGCGUUUUAGCCAUGCCUGAGUCACCGCGUUGGCUGGUAAUGCAAGGUCGACUGGGAGACGCCAGGAAAGUCCUCGACAAAACCUCCGAAUCCAAAGACGAAGCCGCCUUUCGACUUGCCGAUAUUAAAGAAGCUGCCGGCAUUCCUCAAGAAUGCAACGACGAUGUCGUUCGUGUUGAGAAACGUAGCCACGGUGAGGGUGUAUGGAGAGAACUACUCCUUCAUCCUACACCGGCGGUUCGUCACAUUUUAGUCUGCGCCAUUGGUAUUCAUUUCUUCCAGCAGUCGUCUGGUAUAGACGACGUCGUUCUGUACAGUCCCAGGAUCUUUGAAAAAGCCGGGAUUACAUCUGAUAACAAGAAGUUACUCGCCACUGUAGCCGUCGGAUUCGUCAAGACUAUCUUCAUCUUAGUGGCUACAUUUUUGCUUGACAGAAUCGGACGGCGGCCGCUGCUUUUGAGUAGUGUGGGGGGUAUGAUCCUGUCCCUUGCCACACUCGGAUUCUCUUUAACAAUCAUUGAUCACUCCCACGCAAAGUUGCCCUGGGCCAUUGGAUUAGCCAUCACCGCGGUGUUAUCAUACGUCGCGUUCUUCUCCAUCGGAAUGGGGCCCAUCACGUGGGUCUACAGCUCUGAGAUUUUCCCGUUGAAGCUACGAGCUCAAGGAGUGAGUAUGGGAGUUGCGACGAGUAGGGUUACAAGUGGGGUCCUAUCUAUGACAUUCAUAUCACUUUACAAUUCCAUAUCAAUCGGCGGAGCCUUUUUCCUUUUCGCCGGAAUCGCAACGGUGGCCUGGCUGUUCUUUUACACUAUGCUCCCGGAAACAAAGGGUAAAACCCUUGAAGAGAUGCAGGUCCUUUUUGGUAACUUCAACUGGUUGAGGGAUUCCAAGCAGAAGAAGAGAAACACUGAAGUUUACGGUAACGGUGACAGGGUGUCUAAGCCCGUUACGAACUAGAGGGUAACUUGGUAAAUAUAAUGGUUUUAUUUAAAUAUUUUAGUGUAGCUUUCUAAGAUAAUAGUGAUGUUUUAGUGAGAGGGUGAAGAAUGAGAAUAAAAAAAAUGACUAACCCCAUGCUAUGGAGUAAAAAAGCAUAUGUUAUGGGCUAAUUGCGUUUUCCUUUUCAAUUGUCAAAGUUUGGCUCGGUUCCCCAAAUAAAAUCGAACUUGAAUCGGUGUACGUUUGAAUUUGUUUCA